AUGAAUCAGGAACUGCUCUCUGUGGGCAGCAAAAGACGACGAACUGGAGGCUCUGUGAGAGGUAACCCUUCCGCAAGCCAGGCAGAUGAGGAACAGAUGAAUCGUGUGGUGGAGGAGGAACAGCAGCAGCAACAGCUAAGGCAACAAGAGGAGGAACACACCGCAAGGAAUGGUGAAGUUGUCGGAGCAGAUCCUAGACCUGGAGACCAAAAUGAUUCCCAGCAAGGACAAUUAGAAGAAAACAAUAAUCGCUUUAUUUCGGUAGAUGAGGACUCCUCAGGAAACCAUGAAGAACCAGAGGAGGAUGAAGAACAUGCUGAGGAACAAGAUGAGGAGGAUGAAGAGGAAGAGGAAAUGGACCAGGAGAGUGAUGAUUUUGAUCAGUCUGAUGAUAGUAGCAGGGAAGAUGAACAUACACAUAGUAACAGUGUCACAAACUCCAGUAGUAUCAUGGACCUGCCUAUUCACCAACUCUCCUCAUCAUUCUAUACAAAGACAACAAAAAUGAAAAGAAAGUUGGACCAUGGUUCUGAGGUCCGCUCGUUUUCUUUGGGAAAGAAACCAUGCAAAGUCUCAGAAUAUACAAGCACCACUGGGCUUGUACCAUGUUCAGCAACACCAACAACUUUUGGAGAUCUGAGAGCAGCCAAUGGCCAAGGGCAACAACGUCGCCGAAUUACAUCUGUCCAACCACCUACAGGCCUCCAGGAAUGGCUGAAAAUGUUUCAGAGCUGGAGUGGACCGGAGAAAUUGCUUGCUUUAGAUGAACUCAUUGAUAGUUGUGAACCAACCCAAGUAAAACAUAUGAUGCAAGUGAUAGAACCCCAGUUUCAACGAGACUUCAUCUCGUUACUCCCUAAAGAGUUGGCACUUUAUGUGCUUUCAUUCCUGGAACCCAAAGACCUGCUACAAGCGGCUCAGACAUGUCGCUACUGGAGAAUUUUGGCUGAAGAUAACCUUCUGUGGAGAGAGAAAUGCAAAGAAGAGGGUAUUGAUGAACCAUUGCACAUCAAGAGAAGAAAAGUAAUAAAACCAGGUUUCAUACACAGUCCAUGGAAAAGCGCGUACAUCAGGCAGCAUAGAAUUGAUACUAACUGGAGGCGAGGAGAACUCAAAUCUCCUAAGGUGCUGAAAGGACAUGAUGAUCAUGUGAUUACUUGCUUACAGUUUUGUGGUAACCGAAUAGUUAGUGGUUCUGAUGACAACACUUUAAAAGUUUGGUCAGCAGUCACUGGCAAAUGUCUGAGGACGUUAGUGGGACACACGGGUGGAGUGUGGUCAUCACAGAUGAGAGACAAUAUCAUCAUUAGUGGAUCCACAGAUCGGACUCUCAAAGUGUGGAAUGCUGAGACUGGAGAAUGUAUACACACCUUAUAUGGGCAUACUUCCACUGUCCGUUGUAUGCACCUCCAUGAAAAAAGAGUUGUUAGCGGUUCUCGAGAUGCCACUCUUAGGGUUUGGGAUAUUGAGACAGGCCAGUGUUUACAUGUAUUGAUGGGUCACGUAGCAGCGGUUCGCUGUGUUCAAUAUGAUGGCAGGAGGGUUGUUAGUGGAGCAUAUGAUUUUAUGGUGAAGGUGUGGGAUCCAGAGACUGAGACCUGUCUACACACGUUGCAGGGGCAUACUAAUAGAGUCUAUUCAUUACAGUUUGAUGGCAUCCAUGUGGUGAGUGGAUCUCUUGACACAUCAAUCCGAGUGUGGGAUGUGGAGACAGGGAAUUGCAUCCACACGUUAACAGGACACCAGUCGUUAACAAGCGGAAUGGAGCUCAAAGACAACAUUCUUGUCUCUGGGAAUGCUGACUCUACAGUUAAAAUCUGGGAUAUCAAAACGGGACAGUGUUUACAAACAUUGCAGGGUCCCAACAAGCAUCAGAGUGCUGUGACCUGUUUACAGUUCAACAAGAACUUUGUAAUUACCAGCUCAGACGAUGGGACUGUAAAACUGUGGGACUUGAAAACGGGUGAAUUUAUUCGAAACCUAGUCACAUUGGAGAGUGGGGGUAGUGGGGGAGUUGUGUGGCGGAUCAGAGCCUCGAACACAAAGCUGGUAUGUGCUGUUGGGAGUCGGAAUGGAACUGAAGAAACUAAGCUGCUGGUGCUGGACUUUGAUGUGGACAUGAAGUGA
Pipistrellus nathusii (Nathusius's pipistrelle) is the source of this 2127-nucleotide messenger RNA. The record is from the annotation of a GenBank genome assembly. Lineage: Eukaryota; Metazoa; Chordata; Mammalia; Chiroptera; Vespertilionidae.